CCCCAGCACUUGUCAGCCGUGGUGUGUGCCCUGCUCUGGGCCCUCUCCAUCGCUGUCAUUGCUUCAGUGACUUCUCUGUGCCUGUUGCACGACCAUGAGCACUGCCAGAUAGCUCUCAUCUCCAUGUACGUCCUCAACUUCCUCAUCUUUGCACCACUCAUGGUCAUUUCCAAUGUGAUCCUGUUCGUUAAGGUCUUGUGUGACUCCAAGCGACGUCAACCCAAGAGGCUCUACAUCGUUAUCUUCCUCACCGUCCUCUUCUUCCUCACCUUUGUUCUUCCCCUCAGCGUCUGGAAUUUCCUGCAGCAGUUCAGCUACACUGUCGUGCCCUACCAGGUUGUUUUCCUGCUCGCCUGCAUCAACAGCAGCAUCAACCCCUUCAUCUACUUCUUGGUGGGGAGCUGCCGGAGGCAUUGCUCCUUAAUG
Molecule: messenger RNA, 426 nt
Organism: Nipponia nippon (crested ibis)
Lineage: Eukaryota; Metazoa; Chordata; Aves; Pelecaniformes; Threskiornithidae
Source: RefSeq, a predicted model, not a curated record